UCACCCCUUAGCAAGACGAAUCGAUGUUCUCUGCUCCUCCAUUGGCCAGACCUUAGGAAAUUCCUUUGAGGUUUUAGUCUGAGAGCUCGUAGCUGGCUGUUUCCUGGCUCGUGGACCGGUAGCCCACCCGGAAGGGGAAAAAAGAUCACCAUUGAAGAAUGGAUGCGGUCCUGGUUGGGAAAAGCAAAAAGAGGAAGCAGCUACAAAAUGAGCUUGUUAGAGGGUCUGGGGAAGGUACAGCCAGUGGGGAUCCAGAUGAUGAAGAGAGUCAGCCUCAGUGGAAGAAAGCCCGCUUAUCCACCAAAUUGUUUGUUAAAAACUGUGAAAUAAGCCAUGACCAGCUACGUGAACUGCUGAAGUCUGUGGCGUUGGGGAAACAGCAUGAAUCUACUGAACAAGGGGUUCCUAACCUGGGCUGGUGCCAUCUUUCUCACCCAAAGCAUCUGAACGGCGUGGUGGUUAUUGUUCUUCAGGGAGUGAGUCAGCUGCACUUCUACAAGUUCUAUUUGCAGUUCAAACACCUCCGAAAGGCAUUCAGAUAUAGAUUCCGUCUGCCAGCUCCAUCAGCCAAUUUUCUAGCAGAUGUUAUUGGGCAACAGCCUAAUGGAAAUAAAGAAGAAGAAAGAAUCCUGCCUACGCCCAGUACCGUGAAAGUGUCAUCAUCUUCACUUGCCAAUCCACAAGCCAUCAAAGAUCUGCAAAAUGAUCCAAUCAUUCGGAAAUAUGGAUAUGAAAAAGUAGGUUUGGUCAAAUGCCUAUUGACCAAAGAAGAGAUGAAAAAAUUUGACUUUCCACUCCAAGGUUUGACUAACUGUAAAAACUACAUUUCUACUGAAUGUGCUGGUCCAGUAAGCGAUAGCAGCCCCCUUUUUGGCCUGGACUGUGAAAUGUGCCUUACACCGAAUGGGAAUGAGCUCACACGAGUCUCGUUGGUUGACGCAGAAGGUCGUUGUGUCAUGGACGAGCUUGUAAAACCUGACAACAGGAUUCUGAACUACCUCACCAGGUUCUCAGGCAUCACACGGAAGAUUCUUAAACCUGUGACCACCAAACUCAGAGAUGUCCAGGCCAGGUUAAAGAAGCUGCUCCCACCAGAUGCAGUGUUAGUGGGCCAUUCCUUAAAUUCAGACCUUCAGGCCUUACAAAUGAUACAUCCCAAUGUUAUUGACACUUCGUUGCUUUUUGUCAGAGAUUUGGGACGACGGUUUAAGCUCAAGUUCUUAGCCAAAGCUGUUUUAGGGAGAGAAAUACAGUGCCCUGACAGGGUUGGCCAUGAUUCCACAGAAGAUGCUGUUGCAACCCUUGAACUGGCUCAGUAUUUUAUUAAACAUGGCCCAAGGAAGAUUGCAGAGAUGAAGCUGGAUACAGCAGUUAACUCCCAACAAUUGUUGGCAAAUCCAAAACAGAGAAACACAUUGCCUUUGUGCCCCCGUGGACCUCAUAAGGAAGCAAGACCCUCAAAAGAUGCAACAUGGCAGAAGAAUGCAGGUGUUUUAGAGUGUUUGGAUGUAGCUGGUCGGAAACUCCUCUUCCUGUCCCAGAAGGCAGGUGGCAGCACCUUUAUGUCUUCCAGAUUCUGCCAAAGUAUUCUGUGUACUUCUGAUGAAGAGGUUCUAGAACAGGCCCAAGCAGAGGUCCCCCUGUCAUCCUUCAGCAUCAUCCAGUUCUCACAGUGGCCACAUCCCCUUCCACCCAGCCUCACUGUCGAGAUGCAUAAAAAGUUGAAAGUCAAAUGGGCAGAGAUGUCAACUGUCUAUGCAGGGCCAUUUGGGGAGAACUUCUGCCUCAAGCCCCUGAAGAAGUUGUUUGCAAGCUUUGGCCCCAUCUGUUCAUUCGAAGUCAUUCUUGAAACUGAUGAGCCCUAUCUUUGCAUCCAGUACGGAGUACUAGAAGCUGCCCAGCUGGCCAUAGAGACUUUGAGUGGUGCUUGUGUCCAAGGUGCCCGGAUCAAGGUGCUGAGGCCAGUGCAGGAGCUCACUCUGGACUGCGACACCUUGGUGAGCGCCCUGGAGACAGACCCAGAGAAUGAAGGUACCAUUUAUGUGAAUGGCAUGAAGGAGAGCUAUACUGAAGAGGACAUGUACCAGAAGUUCAGUCUCUUGCCCUGUCUGGAAGCUGUCUUCUUGCCUGUGGAUCCUCAAAGCAAAAAGCACAAGAAGUAUUGCUUCUUGAAAUUUAGAAGCUCUGAAGGUGCCCAGAAUGCCCUGAAAAUUCUGCAGGGCCCAACUGGCCUCAGCUGGAAGCUGGUGUGCAGGAGAGCCCUGACCCCCAGCCACCUCCACGAGUGGAUCUGUCACUCCUGCCCUGACCCAGGAAGCCCACAAGGACCUGACAUUGCCCCACUAGCCUCAAAGGAAAACUCUCCUUCGUCGCCACAGGGAGAAGAACUGAAGAUAGCCAUGAGUCGGUUAGAUGAGAGGGUCAAGAAGCUCCAUGGGCGACUGCCGCCCAGCACUCUCUGCAUCGUCCUCCUACCAGGAACAGAGAGUGUUCAUGGAUCAUCACCUGGCCUGGGGCUAAUAUCAAUAAAUGAUGAUGAUAUGAAAAGUGCCACCCCAGAGGUGCCUUAAUGGGUCAUCAGCCAGAACUUUCUUGCUACCAUGUUCCAUUCCAUAGCGCCACCUCAGCAACAUUGGAAAAGAAGAAAAGCACAUCUAUCAGCAUUCAACUGCAAGUUGCGUGCACAUGGGUAGCACAGGCAGAAAGCAGGCAAAUACUUUUAAUAUCAGUUAUUUCUCAGUUUGUGAGAGAAAUGUAUUUGGGGGGAGGCGGUUGGCUAUAAGGCAGGAUUCUGUAUAGCAGAUCCUGUUAUGAAAUUGGAUAUAUAUAUCCCAAGGGGAAAAAAAUCCAAAAGACUUGAUACAUAAACCUUUUGAAGAAGAAGGCAUUAAAUGGUGGCCUGGUCCAAGGUAUCCAUGGCAUAUGGUGCUCUGUGAAUGCUCUUGCAAUUCUCUCCUAACUCGGCCCAACCUCAGCCCCAUCUGGUGAUAAAAAUCUCCAGACACGGGGGAAAUCCUAAGAUCCCUUCUUUUGUCUGACUAUUUACAGUCUCCAGUAGAACUUGGGCUUCAUUAUUCCACUUCACUAGCAGGUAUCUCCAUCUAACAUAGAUGUUUUUAUAAAACUGGGGAUUCACAGACCUCAAAGGGAUCUGUGAACUUGGAUGGAAAAAAAAUACAUUUUUAUUUUCACUAA
This is a messenger RNA of Dromiciops gliroides (monito del monte), 3195 nucleotides long. RefSeq names its product RNA exonuclease 5 (gene REXO5). Lineage: Eukaryota; Metazoa; Chordata; Mammalia; Microbiotheria; Microbiotheriidae. Gene Ontology annotation, molecular function: exonuclease activity; RNA binding. The record is from RefSeq and is a predicted model, not a curated record. The transcript is spliced from 20 exons. Gene Ontology annotation, cellular component: nucleus. The coding region runs from base 159 to 2570 and encodes 803 amino acids.